AUGUGCAACACCAGCUGCUCCUCAGGCUGCCAGCCAACCUGCUGCGUGUCCAGCCCCUGCCAGGCAUCCUGCUGCGUGCCCGUGAGCUGCAGACCUGCUGUGUGUGUCCCUGUGAGAUACCAGGUGGCCUAUUGUGUGCCCAUGAGCUGCCGGCCCGUGUGUGUGGCCCCCUCCUGCCAGUCCUCUGUGUGUGUGCCCGUGAGCUGCCGGCCCGUGUGUGGGUCCUCCUUCCAGUCCUCCGGGUGCUGCCAGCCCUCCUGCCCCACCAUGGUCUGCAGACCUGUCACCUGCAGCACCUCCACCUGCUGCUGA
This is a messenger RNA of Jaculus jaculus (lesser Egyptian jerboa), 312 nucleotides long. RefSeq names its product keratin-associated protein 12-3-like. The record is from RefSeq and is a predicted model, not a curated record. Lineage: Eukaryota; Metazoa; Chordata; Mammalia; Rodentia; Dipodidae. The transcript has a single exon. The coding region runs from base 1 to 312 and encodes 103 amino acids. Gene Ontology annotation, cellular component: keratin filament.